GAAUCUGCUGUCACGCUUUAUGUUCAGAAUAUUGCUUGUGGUAGGCAACAUGCUGCUUUGGUGACAAAGCAAGGAGAGCUGUUUUCUUGGGGAGAGGAAUUAGGAGGUAGACUGGGGCAUGGUGUAGACUCUGAUGUCUCACAUCCAAAGCUUAUAGAUUCACUAAAAAAUGUCAACGUUGAACUUAUAGCAUGUGGGGAGUACCAUUCUUGUGCUGUAACACUUUCUGGGGAUAUGUACACAUGGGGUGGUAGCACUUACAAUUUUGGACUCCUUGGUCAUGGAACUGAAGCAAGUCAGUGGGUUCCAAAGAAAUUAAAUGGGCCUCUGGAGGGAAUACAUGUCUCAUCAGUUUCAUGUGGACCAUGGCACACAGCUGUGGUAACCUCUGCAGGGCAAUUAUUUACUUUUGGUGAUGGAACCUUUGGUGUCCUAGGACAUGGGGAUCGUCAGAGUUUUUCAAUCCCGAGGGAAGUCGAGUCCCUUAAGGGCCUUCGAACAGUGCGAACUUCCUGUGGUGUUUGGCAUACUGCUGCGGUUGUUGAAGUCAUGGUUGGGUCUUCAAGUUCUAGCAACUGCUCCUCUGGUAAACUUUUUACAUGGGGAGAUGGAGAUAAAGGCCGUCUUGGUCAUGGUGACAAAGAAGCAAGACUAGUGCCCACUUGUGUUGCAGCUCUUGUUGAGUCAAACUUCUGUCAAGUGGCCUGUGGACACAGUUUGACUGUUGCACUUACAACAACAGGCCAUGUUUACACUAUGGGAAGCCCUGUAUAUGGCCAACUAGGACAUCCUCAAGCUGAUGGUAAGUUCCCUAUCCGCAUUGAGGGGAAUCUUGUGAAAAGUUUUGUGGAGGAAAUAGCAUGUGGUGCUUAUCAUGUUGCAGUUUUAACAUCUAGAACUGAAGUUUACACUUGGGGAAAAGGUGCAAAUGGUCGCUUAGGUCAUGGGGAUGCUGAUGAUAGAAAUUCUCCUUCAUUAGUUGAAGCUUUGAAGGACAAGCAAGUCAAAAGCAUUGUCUGUGGUUCUAGCUUUACUGCUGCUAUCUGUCUUCACAAGUGGAUCUCUGGUGUUGAUCAGUCAAUUUGUUCGGGAUGCCGCUUUCCAUUUAAUUUCAAAAGGAAACGACACAAUUGCUAUAACUGUGGACUUGCUUUUUGCCAUUCGUGCAGUGGGAAAAAGUCUCUAAAGGCUUCCAUGGCACCCAUUCCUAACAAACCUUAUCGUGUUUGUGAUAAUUGUUAUGAAAAACUCAAGAAAGCUACUGAAACAAACUCUUCAUCUCACUCUUCUCUAAGUAGAAGAGGAAGUAUAAAUCAACGACGAAAUCAUGUUGAAAUGAGUGAAUCUUUGGAUUCUAGGCCUAACAUCCAACUUACUAGAAAUUCUUCUAUUGAAUUAUCCAAGGAAAUGGAAAGUGGUUCUUCUAAAAGAAACAAGAAGCUAGGCUUUAGCACUACCAGGGUUUCAUCCCCUCCAAGUGGGGUUUCUCAGUCCAAUGGACAUUCUAGAUCUUCAAACCAAAUGUUUGGAUCAUCCAAGAAGUUUUUUUCAGCUUCUCUCCGAUCAAGAAUUGUAUCUCGAGCAUCUUCACCUACAUCAAGACGAUCUAGCCCACCUCGUGCUACUACACCAACACCAACAUUAUCAGGCUUGCGCACCAAAGAUUUUGUCGGCGAUGCUAAAAGGACAAAUGAUAGCCUGAGUGAGGAAAUC
Molecule: messenger RNA, 1713 nt
Organism: Carica papaya (papaya)
Lineage: Eukaryota; Viridiplantae; Streptophyta; Magnoliopsida; Brassicales; Caricaceae
Source: RefSeq, a predicted model, not a curated record